Necator americanus (New World hookworm) is the source of this 477-nucleotide messenger RNA. RefSeq lists its product as uncharacterized. Gene Ontology annotation, biological process: DNA double-strand break processing; replication fork processing; DNA integration. The transcript has a single exon. The coding region runs from base 1 to 477 and encodes 158 amino acids. Gene Ontology annotation, molecular function: histone H3K4 methyltransferase activity; double-stranded DNA binding; single-stranded DNA endonuclease activity. NCBI's taxonomy places the organism in Eukaryota, Metazoa, Nematoda, Chromadorea, Rhabditida, Ancylostomatidae. The record is from RefSeq and is a predicted model, not a curated record. Gene Ontology annotation, cellular component: nucleus; site of double-strand break; condensed chromosome.
AUGGUCGAACAUUCCACCCAUAUUCGACACGUAGUGCUUUACGAGUUCGAAUCUGGCCACUCCGCUGCUGAAGCCCAUCGAAACUUAAGUCAAGUAUUCGGCACCGAAGCCCCUUCUGAGCGGUCUGUGCGCGCCUGGUUCCAGCGCUUCAAAGCCAGAAACAAGAAAAACAAGAAACUCGAAGAGGAGCCUCGCUCUGGUCGACCGACUGCAAUAUCGUUCUACGAACUGAAGAAUCUGGCGGAGCAGCAUCCGUAUGAAGGUGUGCAGUAUUUUGCUGCCAGUAUUGGCUGUUUGCUGUCCACCGUAAGCAAUGGACAGCGAUCUCUCGGAAUGGUGAAAAAGCUCGGUCAGUGGCUCCCACAUGCAUUGAGCGACAGCAACCGCCAAAGACGCCUGGACAUCUGCACUCUGCUGCUCUCCAGAAGCCGCAGAUUCGACUGGCUGGAUACCAUUGUCACUGUAGAUGAAAAAUGA